Messenger RNA from Meloidogyne enterolobii, 1155 nucleotides. NCBI's taxonomy places the organism in Eukaryota, Metazoa, Nematoda, Chromadorea, Rhabditida, Meloidogynidae. The record is from the annotation of a GenBank genome assembly.
UCACCCUACCUUCCCCAAUCUCCCAUCUUUCCAUUAUUCCUCUUGUCCCCUUUUAAUUUCAGUUACGCUUUUUCUUAGGUCCUUUUCAUUUUUAAUUCCAAUUAAUUUUUCUUUCAAAUUUUCUUUUGAAAUUUAGAAAAAUGCCUUCAAAUGAAUUAAAUUCUCCUUUAUUGAAUUAUGAACAAUUAUUGAUGACUGAAAAUAUUAAAAAAGAAAAACGAAAUUUUUAUAUGGGUCCAGUUAUUUUUAUGGAUAAACAACUAAAAAGGCUUAGAGAGGCGCCUGUACACACAGUCAUUAGCCCGGAAAGGUUCCAAAUAAGCAUCGACCUGUCAAUUUUCGAACCAGAAGAUAUUCAGUUGCUUUUAUCCAAAGGCCAAUUAGUUGUUUUGGCAGAAAGGGAAGUUAGAAUUAACGAAUCGUCUGUGGUUGUUCGACAUUUCCGUAGGAAAAUAAGUAUACCCGAAGAUGUGGUGACCGAUGCUGUUGCUACACAGAUUAAUUCGUUUGGCAUUCUUACAAUGACAGUUUUACGAAGAGCUAGAGCUUAAUCAAAUAAAAUUUUAUUUAGACAAAUUAUAGUCUUUUUAACUGAUAUUUUAAUUAGUAAAUUAUUUCAUUGUGCUAAUUGAACUUAAAAAAUAAUUUUUUUAAAAAUCUUCAAAGUCCCCUCUAUUUAUCCAACACCCUCCAUUUAUCCUCCUUCUAGCAAUUAUUACGGACCCCAAUAUUUUCCGUUUCCAAUGGUUACCCUUUUAAAUAUUUUUUUCUUUUCUCCACGUCUUUAGAUGGUCACCUUCCCUCCCCUGUUAGUCGUCUUUUAAAUACCUAAAUGGUCUCCAUGGCAUCUGCUAAAAAAAUUUUUUUUCAUUUUUUAAUAAUUAUAUGUAAGCCUUUUUUAAUUAAAUAGCUUUUUUUAUUCUUUUUUUGUUUAAUUUUUGGUAUUUAAUUUUUAAUUAAAUUUAACACGUUAUACUAAAAUAUUCACACGUCAAUGGAAGAAAUAUUUUUUUUAAUUAAAUUUUAACAAAAAAUUUUUGAAAUUAAUUUUUAAAAGUCAGACCAGGUGUGGGCGUAUUGCGUUUUGCGUUAUUUGCGUUGUUUUUAGCCUUGCGUUGCGUUUUACGUUUUUAGAGAUUUUCUAUUGCGUUCACC